Phoenix dactylifera (date palm) is the source of this 2399-nucleotide messenger RNA. Its product is annotated as phytyl ester synthase 1, chloroplastic-like. Lineage: Eukaryota; Viridiplantae; Streptophyta; Magnoliopsida; Arecales; Arecaceae. The record is from RefSeq and is a predicted model, not a curated record. Gene Ontology annotation, cellular component: membrane.
CCACGUUAUUCAGACGUCGGUCACAGACCGGUAGACCACGAGAAAAAUCCCAUCGAAGAGCGAACGGUUCCCUCUCAAAUGGUGGGUUCCAGACUACUUCCAGUGACCAAUAGCGCGCGUGCACAAAUGGCUUCCGCCACCACCUUCUCCGCCCCGGCAAACGCGCCUCGCCGCCGCUCGCCGCCGCCGCCGCCGCAUCUCCCAAGAUUCCACGCCUUCUCCCGCAACCUGCGGCCGGCGCCCGCGGCGGUGACCUCAAAAAUGGAGCCGGCUCCGGCCAUCACCGACCGCCAGGGGACCGCCGGUGGCCCUCCGGAGGUGGCCGGGGCGGUACCGAAGCUCCUGGACGAGUCGGAGAUCGAGCCGCGCGGCGUGAGGGAUUACAUCGAUUGGUCCAGGGAUCUGGUCCGGCCGGACGGCGGCCCACCACGGUGGUUCUCGCCGCUUGAGUGUGGUUCUCGUGAGAAGGGCUCUCCUUUGCUGCUCUUCUUGCCCGGAAUUGAUGGAGUUGGGCUUGGACUAAUUCGGCAUCACCAGAGAUUGGGGAAGGUAUUUGAUAUCUGGUGCCUGCAUAUUCCAGUAAUGGAUCGGACGCCAUUCGAAGGCCUGGUUGAUUUUGUAGAAAGGACAGUCAAAUCAGAAAAAUCUUGCUCACCAAACAAGCCAAUAUAUCUUGUUGGUGAAUCAAUUGGUGCAUGCAUUGCUCUUGCAGUUGCAGCACGCAACCCCAAUAUUGAUUUGAUAUUGAUAUUGGCUAACCCAGCAACAUCUUUCUGCAAGUCUCAGCUGCAUUCUCUCUCAGUUUUCCUGGAUGUUGUGCCUGAACCACUCCAUAUAAACAUUCCAUAUUUCCUUAAUUUUAUUACAGGCAAUCACAUGAGGAUGUCAUCAACUUAUGCAAAAAGUGUGCUUUCUCUUCAGAAAGCCGCUUGGGGACUAUCAGAGAGCCUUGCUGAUAUUCCGCCUUGUCUUUCUUUUUUGGUUAAUAUAUUACCAAAAGAAUCUCUUCUGUGGAAAUUGAAGAUGCUAAGAUCAGCAUCGUUUUAUGUCAAUUCUCGUCUCCAUGCUGUCAAAGCUCAGGCGCUGAUACUUGCCAGUGGAAGGGAUCAAUUGUUUCCCAGCCGUGAAGAAGCUGAAAGACUUUGUAGUGCACUGCCAAAUUGCAGAAUCCGUCAUUUUAAGGAUGGUGGUCACAACAUUUUCCUGGAAGGUGGCAUCGAUUUGUUGACCACAAUAAGGGGUGCUGGUUAUUUCCGCCGUUCAAGCCAGUUAGACUAUGUGUCAGAUUAUUUAUUGCUUACUCCUGAUGAGUUCCAAAAGGCAACAGAACAGUACAGAUGGAUUGACCUUGCUAUGAGCCCGGUCAUGCUGUCAACUUUAGAGGAUGGCAGAGUAGUAAAGGGCCUUGCAGGGAUUCCUUUGGAGGGACCUGCUGUGCUUAUUGGGUACCAUAUGCUGAUGGGUUUAGAAUUGGGUCCUCUGUUCACAAGGCUCUUUCUUGAAAGGAAAAUCCAUCUUCGAGGCAUUGCUCAUCCAUUUAUGUUUGAUAGGGCUUCAGAAUUGCUUAUGCCAGAUUCAUCAUCAUUUGAUAGUCAUAGACUUUUGGGUGCUGUUCCUGCCUCGGCGGCCAAUUUCUAUAAGCUUCUGUCAAGGAAGUCAUUUGUUUUACUGUACCCUGGGGGUGCACGUGAAGCUCUUCAUAAAAAGGGUGAGCACUACAAAUUGUUUUGGCCUGAAGAACCAGAGUUUGUCAGGAUGGCAUCAAGGUUUGAGGCCACAAUAAUACCAUUUGGUGUUGUUGGAGAAGAUGAUAUAUCUGAAAUGCUGCUUGAUUAUGACGAUCUUGUUAAUCUUCCAUUUUAUGACAUUCUGGACAAGAGGAUUAAUCAAGAUGCUGUGAGGUUGAGGACUGAAUCGACUGGAGAGGUUCGGAAUCAAGCACUUUAUCUCCCAAUUUUGUUGCCUAAGAUUCCCGGAAGAUUAUAUUUCCUUUUUGGAAGGCCAAUUGAAAUGAGAGGGAGGAGAGAAGAGCUGAAAGACAAAUAUAAAGCCCAACAGCUUUACAUGCAUGUCAAGUCCGAGGUCAAGAACUGUAUUACCUAUCUAAAGGAGAAGAGAGAGAAAGACCCCUACAGGAAUAUAUUGCCAAGGCUUCUCUACCAGCUUGCUAAUGGUUAUACAGCAGAAGUUCCUACAUUUGAACUCUGAACACCAACCAGUCUAGAGGUGAUGUUCAUCUUAUUCUUUAUUUAUGCUUUUAGUGCCAUUUUUGGCCAAAAAUCUUGGGGCAUUUUGGCACUAAUUCUGGUGAAACUUGUGGUGUAAUUUGACUCAUUUGAACUAUGUAAUUUGAUUAAAUUUCUCAUCUGCUUUAUUCAAGUCUUUUUCUUUAUUUUUUA